AUGGCAUACCAACAGAACGGCCAUCAACAUCAUUAUCACGGCCUUCCUGCCACUCCUUCGCCGCAACAUCAUCCCGUGCACCAGCAACAACAGCAUCCACAGUCGCAACCCUUUCAGUACCCUGCGCAGUAUGCACAGACCCCUCCUCUAGCUGGCCAACAGACUGCGAACGCAUUGCGACGGACGACAAGCUUCGAUGCUGGUGAUGAUCGGAAUUACUUCGAUGAUAACCGUCAACGCACGGGUGCUGUUGCUCCUGGCCAUCCCGGGCAAGCUGGCCAUGGUGGUGGAUAUGCGAGUUAUUCGAGUGGCGUUGUGAACAACAAUGCGACGAAUAAUCUGGGAUCGAGGAAUUUGCAGUUUUCCGUGGGAGGUUCACAGCAUUCUGUAGUUAGCCAGACUUCAUCGCACGGAGUUGCGGCCAUGUCGGGGUACCAACAUCAAUAUCAACCUCAUACCUCACCUGCCACUCUCCAAGCUUCCUAUAACCCCGUGCAGUUCUCAUACCCCACGCCGCCAGUCCAUUCGCAGCCGGGGUAUAAUCCACAGGCGUUCGUCCCCGCAAGUACCUCCAGUAGUACUACCAGCACGUCAUACAACAGCCCGGCCUCCCAACAUUAUAAUCCGGCCGCGUAUCAGACACCGCCAUCAGCCACUUAUCAAGCAUCUCCCACGCCUUCAUGGCAACCUGUCACUCCCGGCCAGUCGUAUGGAUUCUCUCCACAACCCCAAUUCCAGUUUCCACAAUCUGCAUCUCAGCAUUCACAAGUACCGCCCCCGCCCCCUCCUCGGGCCAGCGAGACCAGCUACUCUGCAUAUUCAGCACCGCAAUAUGUGGAUUCAUCCCCACGUCCAACGUACGGCUUUCCCUCCACUGUCUCUCAAGCAACAUCAUCCAUAUCUCGCAUCGCUUCACAGCCAACAUACUCUGCUACGCUUCCAUCCCACGCUGUUCACAAUGCGGACCAAUACACGGCGGAUGGUUCGACCACGGCCGUUCCGGUGAGAAAUUAUUCUCAGACUUCUCACACCGCUUCCUCGUCUCCUCAUCCGCCUCCGCAUAGCACGAUUUCACAUGAAUCGUCACCUCAGCCGUCGUCCUACGCCUCUUUCGAUGGCGGAUUGCCUGUAGGCUAUCAAACAAGUAACGCGGUGCAGAACCCUAUUCACCAGCUAGACCAAAAUUCACCUAGGAGAAUGGAUACUCUGAAUCGACAUCCACAGUCGAGACCAUUACCCGGACCGCCGGCGGAGGCGCAGCAAGCUGCACCGUCUAGGGUAGAUGGCAGAGAGGCAUUUGAACCGAAUUAUGAAAAUAUUGUCAGACAGGCUGAUGGCUCAAUUAUAGAAAGCCAUCCAGCUGGCUCACGGCAAAAUUCGCAAACGAGCUAUCCCAAUCCUGGCUUGUCGCAGGAGAGUGUCGUUGAUCGUACUGCACCACUCUCCGCAUCACCUCACGCUCGUGCAUCUCCAGACACACGCCACUCACACAUGAAUGGCCAUGGUCACAUAACUAACGCAGGGCCCGGUUUUAAUAUUAACUAUGAUGCACAUAGUGAUGACGAAGAUGCCGAGGCAGCUGCUGGCCUGGCAGCACUACAAAUGGCAGAAGCGGAGGAUGCGCUCUUCAAUGCGCGACAAAACACAAAUCCGGCAGCGAGCGGCUUCCGACCUGUCUCCGGUCUACUCCCCACCAUUCCAACCCCGUCUAGCCGAGUUGAGUCAAGUAGCGAUAGUGACUAUGCACAUUAUGAUAUGGGGCUAUACGGUGGAGGCUAUGAUGCUCGUCUUCACUAUGGUGAUACCAAUCUGAGCAUUAGCCCAGGUACUGAGCAACUUGCAACUGCAUCUGGUUCAUUACGAAGCUCAGAUAAGUCCACAGAUGACCGAGGAGCACAAUCAGAUGGCUACGAUUACCCCAGUAUUGAUCAAGACUCCAUUCAUCCGUUCCCAUCCCAUAGUACUCAAACACGAGUGGAUGGCAUCUCUACUGGGCCCUUGCCAGAGCCCAGCAUCGAAAACAGAAGAAUGAGCUUUGACCACGGUGAUGAAGGCUCCAUAAAUCGAUCGUCAAGCCGGCCGAUCUCGUUCGGCGAUACUACGGAUGAAGGCGAACCCCAGGACUUAUUUUUCCACCCGGGAAUGUCUUCCCGGCCUUUACCUCCUGCGCCUGUCCCUGCAGCAAGCAGCAAUCUCAUCCCGCACUUGAUGCCUGCUGGCACCUACCGGAGCCGGCCCCCCAUUCCGGAACCAUACAAUACCUAUUCACAACCUCCCUACUCAUCCAAUCCAGAAGAGUUUGUUUCAUCCCCACUGGCGGUUCCACGAUCGAUAUCUCUUUCGACUCAUACGAAUAGUCCUCGCGCUGAUCCGAUUAUUAGGUCGAAAACGGACGCAGACCGGAUUAGACUCAAGCAAGGCGCUUAUGAUACGCCAACUCCGACACCUGUUACGCUAGAUCUGCCUACCAUCCCAUCCGGAAGACGCAAUAAGUUUAAUCCUACGAAAUUGUCUACGGAGCAAUUCAGAAAAUGCACUGAACCCUGGGCCCUUAGUGCCAUAGUCGCAUGGAUAAAGGGAUUGAGCGAAGAUGAGGCCGAUUUGAGGAAACAGACCGUCAUUGAUGCCAUUGUCGCCUUGUUUACCCAUAAAGUCCCAACCAUGAACACCAUUGAUGCGGAAGUUCUGGGUGACAGGGUCGUGGAAAAUAUGUUGAACGAAGGUGUGCUGAUUAAAGAUGAAGAAUGGGUUAAGUUUGGUCCUGGAACACUUUCCGGUGUUUUCUGGCAGAUCAGCGGUCAAGGUUGCUACUCGUCUCGUCUACACUUGCAGGAAGGAGAAUCUGUUGGUCGCUGCUAUUCUCAUCACUGCAUGCGAACUUUAAAGAAGGUCAAUCUCCAGGCGCAGGCUAUGGAACCGGAGAAAAAAGCUGAAGACUGGGCAACAUUCUAUAAAGUGGGAAAGGAAAUAUUUGAUACUCAUUCCAAAAAAGAGGUCGAUCGGCAGAAUAUCCUUCACGAGAUUGUCACAACCGAAGAUGCGUUCAUUGGACAGUUGGAUGUCUUACGAACUUUGUACCGUGAUCAGCUCGCCGAAUUUGAUCCACCAGUGAUUAACCCAAAACGCCUCAGCAAGUUCUUAGAUGAAGUCUUUGGAAAAGUCGAUGCUGUCAAAAAGGUCAAUGAGGAUCAUUUACUUGCACAAUUGAAAUAUCGACAAAAGGAACAGGGUCCAUUUAUUGUUGGCUUUAGUGACAUUUUCCGUGAAUGGAUUCGACGAGCCAAGGCUGCUUAUAUCGAUUACGCAGCGACCUUUCCGAAUGCAAAUUACCUUGUCCGGAGAGAAGCUGAAACAAACUUGAUGUUCAGGCAAUUCUUGAAUCAAGCCCGAGACAACAAACUCUCAAACCGAUUAAGUUGGGAUACAUACUUGAAGGCUCCGAUCACACGUAUCCAACGAUAUGUUCUUCUCUUAAAUACCGUAUUAAAGAGCAUAGACAAAGACUCUGAAGAGAAGUCUAAUUUGAUACAGGCUAUAGACGAAAUAAAGGCUGUUGCUUCAGAAUGUGAUACGAAAGUCGGAGAUAUGGCCAAAAGUGUGUCUCUGAAGGAAUUAGGAUUGAAACUUCAGUUUAGGCCCGAAGUGAAACGGGAAUUUGAAUUUAAUCUUGAGCACUUAGAGAUUAUUUUCCAAGGAGAUCUACAACGUCCGCGGACAAAACGGUUUAAUUGGGUUGACAUACGCGCUAUUUUGUUCGAUCGAUAUCUAAUUCUUGCGAAAAUCGGUUUCACACGAGAUGCGGCACGCAAAGAGAUUUAUGAUGUCUCCAAAUUUCCAAUACCAAUGGACCUGCUAAUGCUCGAGAGCACUAACGACGAUCCUGUUAUGAGAUCUUCCGUCAGGGGGAUAACUGCCGUUUCAGCACCUGCUGCUGGUAGACUUUCUUCUCCGGCUGAUCGGAGUAGCCCUACGCCUGGUGCGCUGGCCCACGCUGCUACUAGCUCUUCCACCACCUCAACCAAUUCGUCCCUAUCCAACAAAACAAUGGUCCCUACGUCAGUGCUUGACAACGCUAGGGAUGACAAAAUUUUAUAUCCAUUUAGAAUCAAGCACCUCGGUCAGCCAGACGUGUACACCCUCUAUGCACCCACUGCUCAAAACCGACAAGAAUGGUGUGAAAAGAUUAUCGAGGCCAAAAUAAAGCAUGCUAAAUCUCUCCAUGCUCAGAAUGCGGAGCCUUUCAAGCUUCGUGUGCUUUCGGACUCUGCAUUUGCUUAUCCAGAACAUGCAGUUGCGCCUAAAACCGCAGUAAUUACAGGCACUCCGCUGGAUCGAGCGAUACGUGAGGUUGAAGCUAGGUAUGAAGGGAGUCUGUCGCGACCAUUGCCAGUUUGCAGAGCUGCGGUCAACUGCGCUACGGUAUUCCAGCAACCACAUGGGCGAUUGAUGUGUGCAAUUGGAACAGAUUACGGCGUGUAUAUAUCUGAAUACGACAACCCAAGAGGCUGGACUAAGGCGAUAUCUACUACUCGAGUAACUCAGAUUGCUGUUUUCGAAGAGUUCAACUUGUUCCUGCUCAUUGCAGACAAAUCUUUGAUUGCUCACCACCUCGACGUGGUAUGCCCGCCAAGUGGAGUUCCUACGCAAAGCGACUCACAAAGGCGUGCGCCUCAAAAGUUGUCUGGUAACCGAGAAGUUGGAUUUUUUGUUGCCGGCCGAAUGAAGGACAGGGCCCUUGUGAUUUACAAGAAGCGUGAUGGAAUUACUUCCACUUUCAAGGCUCUGGAACCUGUUCUACAGAAAUCCUCCUCAUCCCGUCCGCGAUUCAUGCAAACACGCCGUGGGCACACCGAAUUUUUCCGUGACUACGACGAGUUUUACAUCCCAGCAGACAGCUAUAGUAUCAAUCUUUUCCAUUCUUCCCUCGCCAUUUCGACGUCCCGAGGCGUCGAGGUACUCACACUAGACAAGAAGCAGCCAUGGUCUGUUCCAAACCUCCGUGCAACAUCACCAGAAAACCAACCGGCCCUCAACCAAAUUGGCAACCGAAUUAACAAUCUCCGGCCUUUGGGCAUGUUUCGCCUCACCGACAGAGACUUCCUCUUGGUCUUCGUUGACUGCGCUAUCUACAUUGACAAAUUUGGAGAAGUUAGUCAUGCAGUGAUUAUGCAAUUCCUCGGCCGUGCAACAUCCGCCUGUCUUUAUGGGAAAUUCCUCAUACUCGUCAACGAAGAUUUUGUCGAAGUCCGCAAUGCUGUGAACGGGCGACUUAGACAAGUCAUUGCAGGCCGUAAUGUAACGCUUCUUGACGAUGCUGGGAAUGGGUCUAGCGGUUUUGGCAACGCAUCAUCAGCCAAUUUUAACGAGGCAGCUGCGGCAAACCCGUUGAGUGGGCAGAAUGGGCUGGGUCUUUCGACUGCACUUUCGACCGCGGGUCGGACUGUAAAAAUUUGCAUGCAGCACCCUGAGCACGAGCGCAGUCAAGUUGUAGUGGAGCUACUAGAAAAUCAAGGGUUAAAGGAAUGA
Messenger RNA from Histoplasma capsulatum G186AR, 5526 nucleotides. RefSeq names its product CNH domain-containing protein. The transcript is spliced from 3 exons. Bases 1 to 5526 code for a protein of 1841 amino acids. The record is from RefSeq and is a predicted model, not a curated record. Lineage: Eukaryota; Fungi; Ascomycota; Eurotiomycetes; Onygenales; Ajellomycetaceae. Gene Ontology annotation, molecular function: guanyl-nucleotide exchange factor activity.